Molecule: messenger RNA, 426 nt
Organism: Strongylus vulgaris
Lineage: Eukaryota; Metazoa; Nematoda; Chromadorea; Rhabditida; Strongylidae
Source: the annotation of a GenBank genome assembly
AUGUUGCUUACCAUGCGGAACGCAUGCGUGGAACGUGCUCGUUCAAUGCCAAAUCCUGAACGUAUUGAUCGAGUUAAUGAGACAAUGGAGAACAUUCAAACAGUUGUCCAUGAACGGAAUGAUGCAUAUUACCUACUAGAAACUGGCGUAAGCGCUGAUCUACCAGUGCGCACAGUGACCUCUUUUAUGGGAUUCACAUACAAAAAACAAGCUGAAGAACACUUGGAGCCUCCUGAUGAAAAUAAUCAAGAGGUCGAAGUGCCGUUCCUAGACGGAGAUGCGUAUAUGAUGCAGAAAUUAUGGAAGGAAAAGGAAUUCAUGAAAGAGAGGGAUAGGAAAGACAUUGCUAAUCUCAAGAAAGUAGUGUCAGAGGAGAUGAGACGGUUUAGGAAAGGUGGUCCCAGAGUGUUUAAUCGAUCUGAAUAG